AUGUGCCUUAUAUUAGUCGUUUCUAAAUUCAUACAUCUAAGUUUAUUUUCAGUAAUUUUGCCAUCGAUUAACUGUGAACAACUUGACUUUGAAAAAUUAUGCCAAAACGAUUUCGAAGAUCUAUCAUAUAUGGGAGAUAAACAGAUAAAUGCUGUACCAAAAGCGAUGGAGAUAAGAGAAAUAGUUAAAGAACUUAUAGACAGCGAGAAAGAAAAUAAAGUCAUAGUAAAAAGAAUAGUGCCACAUAAUAAACCGUUUAAAAUGGAAUAUGACGACAAAUUCAAAUUAUUAUACAAACCUUUAAUAAGAUUAGAUAAAUCCAACCAAAAUACUGACAGUAUUGAAAGUAAAUACUUAACAAAGAUAUCACCUUCGUUUCAAACUAAUAAAAUAUUACAGAAAAUUUUCAAGAUGUCCCCAAUAAGUCUAAAAGAUGAUAAAAUGAAUUAUUUUAGGGAAUUGGCUGAAAAAAUAAAUAAACGUAAUAAAAUGGUUAAAAUUCAUAAUAAAUUAGUAGAUUUGAUAGGCAGUGUUCUUCGAAGUCCACAGUUUGAGAAGUCGGGGGAAGACAACGACAUGUUAGCGCCCGGGGAAAAAGUGGUGACGGAUGAAUACGAGACGAAAUCUGAGAAACCCAAGAAGUGGAUACCCCAUUACCCACCAUGGAACUUUUGGACGGUAAAC
Molecule: messenger RNA, 684 nt
Organism: Brenthis ino (lesser marbled fritillary)
Lineage: Eukaryota; Metazoa; Arthropoda; Insecta; Lepidoptera; Nymphalidae
Source: the annotation of a GenBank genome assembly